Molecule: messenger RNA, 1071 nt
Organism: Exophiala aquamarina CBS 119918
Lineage: Eukaryota; Fungi; Ascomycota; Eurotiomycetes; Chaetothyriales; Herpotrichiellaceae
Exons: 3
Coding region: 1-1071 (356 amino acids)
Molecular function (GO): oxidoreductase activity, acting on NAD(P)H
Source: RefSeq, a predicted model, not a curated record
AUGAAAGCCGUCACUAUCAGAAACUCGGGUAUUGACGACCAACUCGAGGCGGUCGUGGAGACCAGGCCACUUCCAAAGCUACGGGCGGGGUAUUUCCUAGUCAAAGUCAUGGCAGUAGCAAUCAAUCCCGCCGACUUGCUGGUGCUAGACUUCAAGAUGGCAGUCCCGGGUUCACUAGCUGGUUGCGACUACGCGGGCACGGUCGUUGAGCUUGGCUCUGAUGUGCAGAGGGAUUUCAAGCUAGGCGACCGUGUCUGCGGUUGUACUCGUAGCACUGAUCCGGCGCAAUUCGAGAACGGAACAUUUGCCGAAUAUAUUGUCGUCAAGGCUGAUUUACAGCUGAGAAUCCCCAGUGGGAUGGGAUUCGAGCAGGCAGCCUCUUUAGGGGUCACUACGCUCACGACCGGACGUUUUAUAUUGGAGGAUGGCUCGGUGAACACAAGUAAGCAAAAUCCAAGGCAGAUCUUGGUGUAUGGCGGUAGUAGCGCGAUGGGAACCAUGGUGAUCCAGUUUGCGAAGCUGGCAAAUUUUACCGUCCUCACCACCAGCGCACCACAUAAUGCGGACCUAGUACGAUCGUACGGUGCAGACUUCGUUGUUGACCACUAUUCGCCCGACGCCCCCGCCGAGCUGCUUGCAAUCGCCAAGAAGAAUGCAUUAGCCCUUGGUCCACUGACACUCUGUGUUGAUAAUAUAUCCAGAGCAGAUUCGGCUGCAUUUUGUGCAAAGGUUUUAGCGCCCCAGGACGAGACCCAACAGUCAGAUGUCCUGUACAGUGUUCUCACACCCUUGACACCGCCGCUUCCCGGUAUCACGACACUCCCCACUGUUGGCUACUCCUUCCUCGGCGAGGAAUACGAAUUCAUGGGACAAGUCGUUCCGGCCAGUACUGAGGAUUUUGAGCGUGCUCGACGAUUUGCGGUAGUUGCAGAGAGGUUGCUCCAGUUGGGACAUGUGAAGCCGCAUCCAGUUGAUGUCAGAACAGGUGGGCUCGAGGGUGUCGUCAAGACUGGAUUGCCAGAGUUGAGGAAUGGUAAGGUUAGCGGUAAGAAACUCGUCUACGUGAUGUGA